Molecule: messenger RNA, 1061 nt
Organism: Drosophila teissieri
Lineage: Eukaryota; Metazoa; Arthropoda; Insecta; Diptera; Drosophilidae
Product: trypsin theta
Exons: 1
Coding region: 19-807 (262 amino acids)
Biological process (GO): proteolysis
Molecular function (GO): serine-type endopeptidase activity
Source: RefSeq, a predicted model, not a curated record
GGUCAGUGCUUUUCCAGAAUGCAGGGAUUAGUGGUUCUUCUAGUUUGCCUCGCUGUGGGCUCCGCCUUUGCUGGCACAGUUGGGGUCUCCAAUGCUGAUCCCUUCGCGCGCGAAGGUCGCAUUGUGGGCGGCGAGGAUACCACAAUCAGAGCGUAUCCCUACCAGGUUUCCCUGCAGACCAAGAGCGGCUCCCACUUCUGUGGUGGUAGCUUGAUCAACGAAGAUACGGUGGUCACUGCGGCCCACUGUCUGGUGGGAAGGAAGAUCUCCAAGGUGUUCGUGCGUCUCGGUUCCACGCUCUACAAUGAGGGUGGAGUUGUGGUUGCUGUCCGGGAGUUGGCCUACAAUGAGGACUACAGCUCGAAGACCAUGGAGUACGACGUGGGCAUACUGAAGCUGGCCGAAAAGGUGAAGGAAACCGAAGACAUUCGAUACAUCGAACUGGCCACGGAAACUCCGCCCACUGGCACCACCGCUGUGGUCACCGGCUGGGGUUCCACGUGCUACUUCUGGUGCAUGACCCUGCCCAAGACGCUCCAGGAGGUCUCCGUCAACAUUGUGGACUGGAAGACCUGCGCCUCGGAUGAGUACAAGUACGGCGAGAUCAUCUACGACAGCAUGGUGUGUGCCUAUGAGAAGAAAAAGGACGCCUGCCAGGGAGAUUCCGGUGGCCCUCUGGCGGUCGGUAACACUCUGGUGGGAAUCGUGUCCUGGGGAUAUGCCUGUGCCUCGAACCUGCUACCCGGUGUCUACUCCGAUGUGGCCGCUUUGCGAAAGUGGAUCGUGAAUGCAACCGAAACUUUGUAGAUAUAUCCUAUAUAUAUAUCCUAUAUACUGUACCGCUUUGCAGGCAUACUUUCGGGGAUUAUGUAGCGAUUCAAAACCAAAAAGCUUCCAGGCCCAUUAAAUUGUUAUUAAGUUUCGUAUGGAUGAUACAUUUAUGAGUCAUUAACGUACAUAUUUGUGGCAAGUUCGGUGAGGGUCUUUCUUUCUUAGCCAAAUCUAUGUGUACCAGUAAAAAUAUCCUUAUACAUGAUUAUAGUACUUAUUUAUAUUUUAAU